Hypoxylon trugodes is the source of this 1776-nucleotide messenger RNA. RefSeq lists its product as uncharacterized. Lineage: Eukaryota; Fungi; Ascomycota; Sordariomycetes; Xylariales; Hypoxylaceae. Bases 1 to 1776 code for a protein of 591 amino acids. The record is from RefSeq and is a predicted model, not a curated record. The transcript has 4 exons.
AUGGCUGCAGCAGAGUUUAUGAUAAAUACGCGGAAGAUGAGGUAUACAGGGGAUGCCAUGGCUGCUCUGAAGGGAAGUGGUGUCGACGCCAACCUUGCAACUCAUGAUCAAUGUCCAGAUAAUUCACCUGUUGUUGUAAACAACGGAAAUGGGCCGGGUCAUUGCUGCCCCGGGCGGGUAUGGCUAGAGAGCGAAGUCAAGCCAUGUCCUCCGCGACCAGCAACAGGACGACACAUUGGGACCUAUGCAUUGACGACUGAUGUCGCUCAAUGGGUCAAGAAUGCUUUGGCAAAUUAUAAACCAGGGACAGAAGUCCUGGAACUUGUUAGGCCGUUUGCUGCCGAGUUCCAUACAUUGGUUGAAAAAGAGAGGAAGUCCAGUUUUGGCUUGCAUGAUCUCGACGCUAUCGAACUGACAUACCAAAGUACUCUCGAGAUUGGCGCUGCCAUACUCUUGGCUGCGAAUGAUAACAACGAUCCGGUUGAUUUAUCAAUCCAACUUCAUGCAUCAAGGGCUGGCGGAGAUGACCACUUCAAAUCCUGGGGUAAACUGCUUACCGGCCUUGAGUGUGACCCUCCGAUCAUCGUACAGUUUCCAUUCUACUUGAUGAUGUGUCAAGCUUUCACCUUCGAGCCAAACACUCUAAGAGAAGAUUAUGUAUACUCGGCUAUGACUGGUGUCGACUGGGCAAAAGGUCAGAAUAAAUUCAACGACCGUCUAGCCGCUUUCGAGGCUCUCGCACGGGAAUCUGUGCCGACACUCGAAGACACUAAAUCUGGCGAAGACCGUUGCUUCUGGAGGAUUGCGCUCGCGUAUCUCCACGCUAUGAAUGGUUGUGAGAACGCGAGGUCCUUUAAGACACCAAGGAAAGCCGCUAUCGAACAUGGGUUAGAUCCCGAUCUUGUUAUCGCAGCUCGUGCUUUGGAUACUAUUGGUUCUGCUUAUAUGUGCCGUGAUGGUGCUGCGUGGCUGGACAAUGAGGGCAUGGACUCCCUCAUUGGGUCUGCUCUGCCAAAUGACGUAAUGGACCUUCAUACCGACAUCUUUACUGGGGAAACUCGUAACUUACUCCGUCUUUUGUAUCCACCUGGAAACAAUAUUACGCAGACUAUAAAAAUUACAUCUACUAUCCUGUCGACCAUGCUCUGCGAAAUAUUCAGGGGCCAUCAUCGAGCACGAAUGCAUAAUCGUGAGGAUGGGCGCAUCUCAUCCACUUCGCCACCUUAUAGCUUUUGUCGUGCUCGUCACAGGCGGGUCUUUGAGACACUAGAGCUAUAUAUAAACCGAUAUCCCCAAUUCUGGGAAUGGACAUGGGAGAUUUACCGUGCAGCCAAGUCCCAGAUAACAGAGGCCGCCAUUGCUGAACCGAUUGUCUGUGGGCUCAAGAGAGCCAGGAAUCAGACUAAUUUGCCAGCAUCUCCAACUGGUAAAUUUUUCAAAUUAUGGUAUGACAUGAUCGAGGAUGGCUCUGCGCAACUGGCAAAAAAGCAACCUCUUGGUGUGAGCGAAGACUUGGCACCUACAAUACGCGACCUCCACAGUCUCUGGCAUCAAGAAUUGCUUCGCGAUAACAAGGGGUCUGGAUGGGGCCGCGAGUUCGAUCAAAGGUCAGACCGACUCUUGGGCGAAGCAGGCGACGUCCUGGCCAGUAGAGGUGGUAUAUCGGAAGAUAUGUAUAAGUUCAGCAUUGCUUAUGGGAGAUUGAGCAUGGGUUUACCGUAUGUCGCUUACCAUACUGUGGACGCUAUCAUUAUGGCGUUUGGUGCCUUACCUUAA